UAUAUAAUGACAGACGGGUCAAAUAACUGUACAUAAAAGGUGCGAAAUGGAGCGUCUUCCGGGACGGAAUGUUAUGUGUGCGUGUGAAAAGUACAUAAUGUUCAUGAGACAGACGCACGAAUUGCAGUCUGCAACAGAAUAGGUCGCGCGACAGCGGCAACAACGAAAUGCGGCUCGUAUCGCUUUUCUUCGCAUACAGUCUGAUCUUUCUAGCGAGUUCAUCGCGAUGUCCGGAACCCAAGAAACCGCAUCUCACGAGUUGCACGAUUUUCUACAACUGUGUGAAUUUACCUGACGGCGGUUACGUGUGGAUACCAUCGAAAUGUACCGAAGGCUUGGUAUUUCAACCAUAUUUACGGAUGUGCGUGGUUCCUGGCGAUAUCUGGACAUGCGAUUGGACGACCGAGAAUACUUUCGUGACGAACAAAUACGAGACACCUGAACUUGUUGGGUAUCCAACGGAUUCGAGCUCGUCAGAAUAUACGCAGGAUCCUUUCUCUAAUGUGAUCGACUCAUCCUAUGUGAUCGAUAAUUUCACCGAAUUAACGACCGAAGCAGUAACUGCUUAUCCUUUAAUAGAAUUUGAACAAUCAAACGUGACAACGUGCACUGAUAAGAAUGCGAAAAAUGUGACGUAUCAUAAGAAGGAGAAUUAUUUAUAUGAAUAUCAUAUGAAUAAACAAGCAUCGUUGUCUCUAAUGGAAGAGUAUAAAAAUAUUAUAGACAAUCAUUACAAAUGUUUAAACGAACUGAUUAAUCAGUUGCACAAUUACAAGAAGCUGUCUGCGAUAUCGAGUGCUUUGUCGAUACCUAUUAGGGAUAUUACGACUGUAAAGCCGACUAAGACUAUCGCUAUAUUUGAAUCUCAUAAUCGGGAACAUAAUAUAACGUUAAAUUACCUAGUACAAAGUUAUACCGGAGGGAACGUAAAGUUACACGAGGAUGAACCAACCGAAAUGAAAGAAGACAAUGGAUCUCAGAUAAAUGAUAGCACGUCAACUCCGAAUAACGUCGUUUCGACAGAGAGCACUUUGCAAUUGUUAAUCAACAGUUUGGAUCCUGAAAACAAUAUAAUAAGGAUUAGUGAUAAUCUCGGGAACAAGCAGUACCUGACGAUCAAUAGGUACAAGAACAUAGCUUCUCAAUUAAUAUCACGAUACAUUAGCGUUGUACCCUGUACGAAGAACGUUCGUCUGCCGAACAGCACCGAUUGUAACAGAUAUUAUAUGUGCGAUCCGAAAACGGCCUCCGUAUUAGAAUUCUCUUGUCCAUUACAUACGGCUUUUAACGUAAACUCGCGAAUCUGCGACAUCGAGAGUGCAAAAACGUGCGGAAACAAACUUCCGAUAAAUGAGAUAUUCGUCGAGCGUCAUGAAAAUAUGACAACGGAUUCUGGCAAAAAAUUGAUGGAAGAGAAUCAAUUGUGCCAGGAACUCGGUAAAAUGAAGGAUCCCGCUUCUGAUUUUCAUUAUUACAUAUGUUACAGCAGCCCGGGGUCUGAAGAUAUCAAAUCAAUUCGAAUGAGUUGUCCAAAUGCUUUGAUAUUUUGUCAAGGCAAGAAAGUGUGCACCACUAGACGAUUGUGUCGCGAUGAUGACGUGUAAAGCAUGCACAUCUCUUUUCUUUUCUGAUUACCUUGAGUGGGCGAAUUAAAGGCCGAUCCUAUUUCUGAUGACGUAUCUGUGCUCGAUGAACUGUGAGCCGGCGAGGUUUGAAUUCGUAACGGUGUGGCAUAAUCCAGAGCACACAUCACCACUUUCUC
Messenger RNA from Camponotus floridanus (Florida carpenter ant), 1762 nucleotides. RefSeq lists its product as uncharacterized. The coding region runs from base 168 to 1604 and encodes 478 amino acids. NCBI's taxonomy places the organism in Eukaryota, Metazoa, Arthropoda, Insecta, Hymenoptera, Formicidae. The record is from RefSeq and is a predicted model, not a curated record. The transcript is spliced from 2 exons. Gene Ontology annotation, cellular component: extracellular region. Gene Ontology annotation, molecular function: chitin binding.